AGCAUAAUGUGUUUAUUCUUCGAGCCAAGUCAAGCUAAUUGUUUAUUCUUGAUCGUAAUCAGCCUAAACGUAUGCACCACAACGUAACCAACUGGGCUCAAGUGUCCGAUUAACCAUUCCGAAUAUUCUUGCUAAGAACUGUUCAAAUAUACUCGGUGGCAACACAUCGGUGAUGAUCAUAAAAGAUGCAGUAAGCACAUUAUUGCUACAAGGUUAUGUGUUGUAAAGUUGGGUUUCUGUCGACGAGUGCGUCAUAAUUAGAGAAAGAGAUCAGUAAACUGCACAUUCUGUUUCAUGGCAGGUAUGACGACUGCAUUUCGGUUUGAUUUCACGAAAUCUGUUUAAGAUGGUCAUUUUCAGCAAUGGGACGAUAUCAAUAUGAAUGACAGCAUUUACUAGUGUCAUGCCAUAACGAGCACAACACUUGGAGUCAUUUUGGCGCCUGAAUCCGCUGGAGAUACAUCGAUCAGAUACCAGGAAAAGCCUCUACCAGCUAAUCACCCAAUGUAAGGGUAUAGUAGCUCCAUGAAUAGUGAUUGGUGAUAUAAAGAAAAACUGAUGAAAUCAAUUAUUAACGCACUUUUAAUGAGCACUGUACAAGUUUAAAACGUCAACUUGUGAUUGAAUCAGAAUUUUCGACACUUGGGAGCUGCAGUGGAUAUAUCAAAAGUGAUACAAAAGUUUGAGGGAAAAAAACAGUCGAUCAUCAUGAAGAAAGGUGACAGUGUUUCAGUAGAAGGUGGAUCUCGAAUCAGAGAAAAAGAAGUCGCUAAACCUCGCAAGGUCAGUCAACUCAUUGAAGCCAAUCUUUCCUUGACAUCAACAAGAGGUCGAACAUUGACAUUCAGCGAUGUCGCCAGCGAUCGCGAAAGCGAAGCUUCGACGUCGACGCAACGUCGACGGCCGGCGCCUCAACGAGAUCGCGCUGCGAGCCUCAUGAACUUGAAGCGAGGUGCUUCACUCUACUUCGGCAAAGAUAUCACGACGUCCAUGUGGUGGAAAUACCGACAGAUCCAUGGCGGCAUUGAGGCACUACGGGGUGAUCACGGCGGCGGGCACGGCGGAGCACUGGAAUAUGAAAACUCGUACCAGCUUGAACCGAAAUCAGGACACAAAUUCGCGCCAGGAAAAGUUGAGGAAUGCAUUCGAGAGGUUCUAGGGUAUGUAUUUGAGAAUGAAGUGUACGACCCAAAGAGGGCAGCCAUCUUGGCAGCUGCUAUAUCAGACGCGGUUAAACAGAAGGUGAAAAUGUUAUGCGGUCUUGAUCGCUACCGUUUGGUGGUCAAUGUCGAUAUCGGAUCAAGAGUACCUGGUCAAGAAGUGGUCAUUGCAAGUCGGUAUCUUUGGAAUACAGACACUGAUGGGUUUGCAACGGUGUCAAGUCAGAAUAGAACCAUGUAUAGUGUUGUUACAGUGUAUGCUGUUUACAUGGAUUAAACUAAUCCAUGCAAAAAAGACGAUACCUUUAAUGUUUGGAAAUGAGAUUAAGGAAGGUCAUUGUUGCAUUGUCAUUAAAAAAGAUUUUAGAUAUUAAAAGUCUAGAGAAAAAAUAUUACGAAUUGAUGUAUAUUUCAUAAUAAGAACAAAACUUUUAUUGACAUAAUUUUCUGCACUUUUCAGGUUAAUUUCAUUUUCACCUGAAAUGUGUCGAGGUGUCUUGCCAUUUUCAAAUUCAAUAUCAAAGUAUCGAUUUCAGUACCUGUGAAACACAGUGUGAGCUAUGUUACUAUAGGCCUAAAUAGUUAAUUAAAUAUUAUGCGUCCAUAUUUUCAUUAUAUACAAUGCAUACUCACAACACAACUUUAUGAUAAUAGGUCAAGGGUACUUUUCUGUUAUAUAUUCGCUUGAGUUUACUUUCUAGACUAUAUCAAGGCAAUUGAAAAAUUACUAUUUUUUCACGAAGAUAAACUCGUAACACAAACAAAACAAAAUUAGGUUAUAGGUAAAAUGCAGGGGCGGAAAU
Messenger RNA from Lytechinus variegatus (green sea urchin), 1963 nucleotides. RefSeq names its product dynein light chain Tctex-type 5-like. The record is from RefSeq and is a predicted model, not a curated record. Gene Ontology annotation, molecular function: dynein intermediate chain binding. Gene Ontology annotation, biological process: microtubule-based movement. The coding region runs from base 709 to 1437 and encodes 242 amino acids. Gene Ontology annotation, cellular component: cytoplasm; cytoplasmic dynein complex. The transcript has a single exon. Lineage: Eukaryota; Metazoa; Echinodermata; Echinoidea; Temnopleuroida; Toxopneustidae.